Schistocerca serialis cubense is the source of this 918-nucleotide messenger RNA. RefSeq names its product protein archease (gene Archease). The coding region runs from base 290 to 706 and encodes 138 amino acids. The transcript has 4 exons. Lineage: Eukaryota; Metazoa; Arthropoda; Insecta; Orthoptera; Acrididae. Gene Ontology annotation, cellular component: tRNA-splicing ligase complex. Gene Ontology annotation, biological process: tRNA splicing, via endonucleolytic cleavage and ligation. The record is from RefSeq and is a predicted model, not a curated record.
AAAAUGAUCAGUCGUCAGUGGCUGGUGUGUAACAGCAUUUCUAUUUAUACUGACAAUGCAGGUGUAGUCUGGAUUUCGCUGCCUGUUAUUGUUUCAGUUUUGAAGUGUUACUAAUAGGAGGUAAAUGUAAACAUGUUAUGACAUGCUUUGCGCUGGGAAGAGUAUCAUUCACAAGCAUCUUUAUCAUACAUCACAGAUGUAUUUGUAUGUCGUCUGUGAUGGCAGCCCUUGAAAAUCGCCGUAGAGGCAUGCCUUGAUACAAGAGGCACUUGCCUUCAGAAUACGUGCCAUGUUGCAUUUGGAUCACACUGCAGAUGUACAAUUGCAUGCCUGGGGGGACAACUUGGAAGAAGCAUUUGAACAGUGUGCAAUGGCAAUGUUUGCUUACAUGACAGAAAUUGAAUAUGUGGAAAUGAAGGAAGCACAAGAAAUUGAAGCAACUGGUCAUGAUAUGCUGUCUCUGCUGUUCCACUUUUUGGAUGAAUUUCUUUUUCUAUUUUGUGCUGAACCAUUCUUUAUUGCAAGGAAAGUAAAAAUCCUUGAAUUUGAUCGAGCAAAUUUUCACAUUAAAGCUCGAGGAUAUGGUGAAGAAUUCCAACUAGGGAAGCAUCCACAGGGCACAGAAGUGAAAGCAAUUACCUAUUCAAACAUGCAGGUUCAUGAUAAUGAAGGACAGCAUGAAGUGUUUGUAAUUAUUGAUAUUUAAAAAAAAAUUGCAUCAAAGUGUACAAAACUUAGACUUAAGCACAUAGCUCAUUUUAUGAGCCAUUCUUAUGUACAGAACAGUGAUGUUACAGUGGUUUGUGUCACCUGCUCUUGUUUUGUACCACAUACUAUUUCAAUAUUAUCGUUUCUUCAUACAUGUGUCAGUUACACUUGCUUGUAGACAUGCCCUGUGAAUAAAAGCUUUUAUGUAAA